AGCAUGCGCUAUAUAACCACCCUGUUGCUUGCUCGUGGACUCGCGAUAGCUUCAUUCUUUGUAGACAGUCAAGAUUCCUUUUUCAGCCAUCGCUUUCUGCCUAAGGGACUUCAACGCAGCUGCAAAGAUGUCAUAUCCCGAGUCUAAUGUACCAUAUAACAAGAACCAAAUUUUCUUUAUCGUCGAUAACCAAACCCCAUUCACCCUAGUCCCAAACCCAACAACAUUCAGUGACUGGGGAGAUUUCGGGGCAGGCCCGACGACAAUCAAGCCUUUUCAAAAGGGAGAUGCGGGUCAUCUAAUAUCGUCGAGAUCACCUUUCGUUGGGUCCGCAGGCAUAGUCGGAUACUCACUCACCAGCAAAAAUGGCGCCACUGUCUAUAUUCGCUUUCUUGCAAGUAAUCCAUACUUGAGCGUCCGAGACAACUGGGCGUGCGUCUCGUUAUCUUCCAUCGAUCAGGGCAUCAACCAAGAUACUUAUAAUUACCAUUACUACAAUGAGCCCCAGCAUGCCAGCAUGUCUUUUGAAGAGCGGACUCUUAACCUUACUUCAAAUAUUGGUCAUGCAGACCGGGCGACGGCAACGUUCGUUUUGACAUAUGUGGUCCCAGAUAUAUACCAGUCUUCGUUUGUCAAUCAAGGCUAACGCGUAGCGAGCCACAGACUUUAAAUCUAUGAACUUGACUCGCGGUUGAACUUUUUAGGCAUUACAGUCGCAAUGGGAUGACACAAGAGGUUGAGCCAAUCAAGUCGUUAAUAUCAUAAAAUA
Fusarium redolens is the source of this 769-nucleotide messenger RNA. RefSeq lists its product as uncharacterized. Bases 128 to 646 code for a protein of 172 amino acids. The transcript has 4 exons. The record is from RefSeq and is a predicted model, not a curated record. Lineage: Eukaryota; Fungi; Ascomycota; Sordariomycetes; Hypocreales; Nectriaceae.